Molecule: messenger RNA, 3168 nt
Organism: Fusarium musae
Lineage: Eukaryota; Fungi; Ascomycota; Sordariomycetes; Hypocreales; Nectriaceae
Gene: TIF32
Product: eukaryotic translation initiation factor 3 subunit A
Exons: 3
Coding region: 1-3168 (1055 amino acids)
Biological process (GO): formation of cytoplasmic translation initiation complex; translation reinitiation
Cellular component (GO): eukaryotic translation initiation factor 3 complex, eIF3m; eukaryotic translation initiation factor 3 complex, eIF3e; multi-eIF complex
Molecular function (GO): translation initiation factor activity; mRNA binding
Source: RefSeq, a predicted model, not a curated record
AUGCCUCCUCCGCCGCACCAAAAGCCUGAGAAUGUUCUCAAGAGGGCUCACGAACUCAUCGGAGUCGGCCAGGCUCCCGCCGCCUUGACUCUGCUCCAUGAGCACAUCACCAACAAGCGCUCCCGAAAUGUCCCAAUUAUGUCGCUGGAGCCUGUGAUGCUCCUCCUCGUCGAGCUUUCCGUCGAACAGAAGAAGGGCAAGCUUGCCAAGGACGCCCUUUACCAAUACAAGAAUAUUUCCCAGAACACAAAUAUUGCUACCAUCGAGCUGGUCCUUAAGAAGUUCAUUGAGCUCGCGGUUGAGAAGGUCACUGCCGCCCAGCAAAAGGCCGACGAAGUUCAGGAGAGCAUUGACGCUACUGCCGGCACCUCCAACAUCGAGGAUCUCGAGGCCACCGAGACCCCGGAGUCUAUCCUCCUUGCUACUGUCUCCGGUGAGCAGUCCCGAGACCGUACCGAUCGAGCUAUCGUCACUCCUUGGCUCAAGUUCCUCUGGGAGGCCUACCGAACUGUCCUCGACAUUCUCCGAAACAAUGCUCGUCUCGAGAUCCUCUACCAGAGCACCGCUACCCAGGCAUUUGACUUCUGUCUCAAGUACACUCGCAAGACCGAGUUCCGUCGCCUCUGCGAGCUCCUCCGAAACCAUGUGCAGACCGCUGCCAAGUACUCCUCUCAGAUGCACGCCAUCAAUCUGAGCGACCCCGACACUCUCCAGCGACACCUUGAGACACGUUUCCAACAGCUCAAUGUCGCUGUAGAGCUCGAGCUCUGGCAGGAGGCUUUCCGAAGUGUCGAGGACGUUCACACUCUUCUUAGCCUCAGCAAGCGACCUCCCAAGAAUAUCAUGAUGGCCAACUACUACGAGAAGCUUACCCGAAUUUUCCUUGUCGGCGAGAACUACCUCUUCCACGCUGCUGCUUGGUCGCGAUACUACACUCUUCUUCGUCAGUCCUCUGUCCUGGUAGCCACUGGCCAGGGCAAGAAGGCUGACAACCCCCCUGCCUCCGAUGCUGAGCUUCAAAAGGCCGCCUCUUUCGUUGUACUCUCCGCCCUUGCCAUCCCUGUCAUCAGUACGUCCCGAUCUCGAGGUGCCAUGGUUGACUUCGACGAGGCCAGAAAGAACAAGAACUCUCGCUUGACUCACCUCCUUGGAAUGUCUCAAGCACCUACUCGUGCCAGACUGUUCCGGGACGCUCUCUCAAAGUCCCUUCUUCAGCGCGCUCGCCCUGAGAUUCGGGAGCUUUACGAGAUCCUUGAGGUCGACUUCCAUCCUCUGUCCAUUUGCCAAAAGAUCUCUCCUAUCCUGACCAAGAUUGGAGCCGAUUCUGAGAUGGAGAAAUACAUUCUCCCCCUGCAGCAGGUCAUCCUUACCCGUCUGUUCCAGCAGCUUUCCCAGGUCUACGAAACUGUCGACCUGUCUUUCGUCGAGAGCCUGGCUCAAUUCCCGGAGCCUUACCAGGUCACUCGUGGGACUAUUGAGAAAUUCAUCAUGAAUGGUAACAAGAAGGGUGAUCUCUCUGUCCGCAUGGCCCAUGCCACAGGUGUUCUGAGUUUCGAUAACGAUGUCUUCUCUUCCUCCAAGGCUAGCCACGGCGGGUCCUCUGCUGGUUCUGCAGAGUCUGAGACCGGUACCGUCCAACGUCUUCAGAGCACUCCCUCUGAGAUUGUCCGCUCCCAGCUUACCCGACUCGCCAAGUCUCUCUUUACCACAUGCCAUUACGUUGACCCUGGCUUUAACAAGGAGCGCCUCGAGGCUCGUGAAGCUGCUCUCGCUCGCGCCAAGGCUGGUGCUGAGGAGGAACAUCUGGCUAUUCUUUCACGAAAGGACCUCAUCCAGAAGCGCAAGGAGGUUGCUUCUGAGAUUCAAGCCAAGAAGGAGAAGGAGAAUGCCCGCCAGAAGAGGCUUCGUGAGCAAGCUCUUCAAGAAGCUGAGGAUCUUCGUCUCGCCAAUGAGCAAAAGGAGCGCGAGGCCAAGCGUCUCAAGGCUGAGCGCGACCGAGUUCGCAAGGAGGAACUCAAGAAGCAGAUCGCCGAUCUCAAAAUGGGCGACAAGGCUAUCGAUAUUGAUCUGGAGGAUCUUGACAACCUUGACAGCAACCGCCUACGCGCAAUGAAGCUGGCUCAGCUUGAGCGUGAAAAGAAUGAUGUUAACGAGCGCCUCCGCAUCACUGGCAAGCGUCUCGAUCAUCUUGAACGUGCUUUCCGUAAGGAGGAAGCCAAGAAACUGCACGAGGACUAUGCCAAGCAAAAUGAGCAGGACCGCAAGAUCUAUGAGACUGUUAAGGCCCAAACCCUCAAAGAUGCUGAGCAGAAACACAAGGAGAGUGUUGAACUCAAGCACCGACUUAGUCGACUGGUGCCUCAGUACGAGGAGUUCCGUGACUCCCUGCAUGAACGCCGUCGUGAUGAGUUCGAGAAGCGCCGUCGCGACGCUGAGCGUGAGCUUGAGAAGCAGAUCGCACAGCGCAAGAAGGAGGUCCGAGACCGACGUCUUCGUGAGAAGCGUGAGCGCGAGGAGAAAGAGCGCGAGCUACGUGAGGCUGAAGAGCGCGCUGCUCGCGAGAAGGAGGAGCAGCGCAUUCGGGAUGAAGCUCGUAAGGAAGAGCUUGCCAAGCUCAAAGAGCAGCGGGAGAAGGAACGUCAAGAGAUGCUGGAGAAGGCUGCCCUUCAACAGCGACGCGAAGAAGAAGCACUGGCUCGUCGCAAGGCGGAGAAGGCCCAAGGGGCUGGUGGCUUCUCUCGUGGGCCAGAGCGCACAGAUUCGUCCGAGGGCCGAAGACCACCUAUCUUUGGUGCCGGCAAAUGGCGAGAACGUGAGGCGGCCACCCGUGACGCUGGCGAUGCUCCUCCUCCUUCUCGAGCACCUCCUGCCGAGAGGUCUGAUUCCAAUGACCGACCUUCUGCUGGUGGUCCUCCCAAGCUCAACCUUGCUGGUUCCAAGCCCAGCUGGCGAGAGCGUGAGGCUGCAAAGCAGGCCGCUAGUGGUGGAGCUGAUGUUGGAUCUUCCGCCCCUCCCCCUCGCUUCGCGCCUCGGGGUGGUGCGCCGCCUAUGGACCGAAGCGGCUCUGGCCGUGCUGAUGAGGAUCGAAAGCAGUCUCCAGCUCCUCCUGCGGAAUCCCUGCCUGCCUCACGAGGCAAGUGGGUUCCUCCUCACAUGAGGAACAAAUAA